AUGGGUUCCUUAACAGAAAAGAAUGUGGACGAUACGUGCUAUCAGAUAGAUAGCAACACAGAGAAUGCUGUGGAUUACAAUGCCAAACUAUUCAAAAGCUUCGCUGAACAAGAAGAAAUUACGCUUCUGAUGAAGGAAAAUCCAUCUAUUGCAAGACGAGUUCUUUGGAAAGUGGACUUAUUUAUUGCAACUAAUAUGUUCCUUAUUGUCUUCUUGGAAUUCUUGGACAAAAACUCGCUGGGAUUUGCUGCAGUGCUUGGAUUAAAAGCCGAUACACACUUGGCGGGAAACGAUUACUCUAACUUGUCAUCAAUAUUCUAUUAUGGCUACCUUCUUGGAGAAUUCAUUUCCUUUUUCUUGAUUCCGAAGGUCAGGAUUGGAAAAUUUGUGUCCAUCAGCCUUCUUGUGUGGGGAGCACUGUUGAUGUGCCUUGCAGCUUGUCAAAGCUUUGGGUCUCUGUGCGCGGUCAGAUUUCUGCUUGGUGUUUUUGAGGCUUGUAUCCUUCCAGCAUUUAUGAUCAUUGCUUCGUUGUGGUGGAAGAAAGAAGAGCAACCUUUGAGGAGCACGCUAUAUUUUAACACGUUGGCAGGUAUCUUGGGAGGGAUAUUUGCGCAUUUGAUUGGCCUCAUCCACGGCAAGCUGGCUACAUGGAGAAUUCUGUUUUUGAUUUAUGGUGCUGUCACAGUCGUGUAUGCCAGCUUUUUGGUAUUUUUAUUCCCUGACAACAUCGAAAACGCGAUCUUCUUGACUCCACAUGAAAAACAAGUUGCUUACCUGCGGGUGAUAAAGAAUCAUACCGGGAGCUCUUUGCACAGUGAUUUCAAACUUUAUCAAAUCAGAGAAGCUCUCCUAGAUCCAAAAUAUUAUAUCUUGUUGGCCUUCAUUAUCUGUCAGGCGAUCACAAACGCUGGCAUUACAAAUUUUAACACUCUGAUUAUCCAAGGGUUUGGGUUUAGUGCACUUAAAACUACGUUGAUGGCUACCCCACAGGCAGCUAUUGCCUUGGUGGCUGGAAUAUUAGUCUCAGUCAUAUGCUUCCUGGUUAAGAAUGUCCGCUGCGUUUUUUGGGUCUUGUGUUCCUUGGUAGGCUUAUCAGGGGCACUUAUUGUCAUGAAAGUUGAUUCUGCGCGUCAUAGAGAUACUGCGUUAGCGGGAGUCUAUUUAAUGGGAUUCUACAAUAUUCCAUGGACUCUGAUGCUAGCUCUCGUCUCCUCGAAUGUGUCUGGAAGCACAAAAAAAACAUUUAUGUCUGUUUCCGUCGCCGUCUGGUAUGCCGUAGGAAAUAUUAUUGGGCCUCAUCUAUUCAAAAAUAGUGAAGCUCCUUCUUAUCCUAUGGGAAUCAAAGCAAUGGUUGCUUCCUUUGCAAUAAUGGCUUUCACUGGGAUUCUCUAUUUCUGUGCUUUAUUCCUAGAAAAUCGAUCUCGAAGGUCAUCCAAUGCCCAAGAUGUGGAUAUUGUGGUUGACCUCCAUAAUGCAGAAGAUGAAAAUUACAAGGACGUUACUGAUGGUGAGAACAAGAACUUUAUAUAUGUGUACUAA
This is a messenger RNA of Ogataea haglerorum, 1539 nucleotides long. RefSeq lists its product as uncharacterized. The transcript has a single exon. Gene Ontology annotation, molecular function: transmembrane transporter activity. NCBI's taxonomy places the organism in Eukaryota, Fungi, Ascomycota, Pichiomycetes, Pichiales, Pichiaceae. The coding region runs from base 1 to 1539 and encodes 512 amino acids. The record is from RefSeq and is a predicted model, not a curated record. Gene Ontology annotation, biological process: transmembrane transport. Gene Ontology annotation, cellular component: membrane.